This is a messenger RNA of Xylona heveae TC161, 1611 nucleotides long. RefSeq lists its product as hypothetical. The transcript is spliced from 5 exons. Lineage: Eukaryota; Fungi; Ascomycota; Xylonomycetes; Xylonales; Xylonaceae. The record is from RefSeq and is a predicted model, not a curated record. The coding region runs from base 174 to 1451 and encodes 425 amino acids.
AGCUUCGAAGCUCGCCGCGAGCCAGACGCAAGGUGGCUAUGGUGCUCCUCCAGCACAAGCUCCGGGAGGGUCGGCUUACCCCCCUCAGCCCCCUGCUGGCCAGAAGCCUGGCUACGUAAGUACCGACUGGCACUCGGCUUGGCGUGUCUUGUCACUGAUUCCUGCCCAAAUCAAUGCAGCCUGGACAAAAUCAAUACCAAGCUUACCCGGGAAAUGCCGGUGCUCCUCAGUCUUACCCACCCGGCCAAUAUCCACCCCAGCAAUCGUAUCGUCCUCCUCCUGGCAACGCUCCAUAUGGCGGUGCAUAUCCUCCACAGUCACAAGCCGGCCCUGAGCAGACUGCCGCCUAUAAGCGAUUGCUCCAGGCCACUGUCCAGGAGAAGAACCUCCAGAACAUCUAUCCUCCCAAUAGCCCUAUUUUGGACCAGCUUGCGAGUCGAGUGACAACGCAAGUCGAUCAUUUGUGUUCCGCUUGGCGCAUCCCUCGCGAGGUCGCCCAAGAUAUCGUUAAACUUUCUUUGUUCGAUAUCAUCCUCUAUAUCGAUGACAGUGGUUCCAUGGUCUUUGAGGAGAAGGGAUCUCGUAUCGAUGAUUUGAAGCUCAUCCUCAACCGCGUCGCAUACGCAGCAACGCUUUUUGAUCAAGAUGGCGUAACUGUUCGUUUCAUGAACCAUAAUCUCGUUGAUGACCCUCGUGCCCCGCCUGAGAGGACCGGAAACAACAUCCGGACGGAGGAAGAGGUUGAGCGGCUGGUUUCUGGCGUACACUUCAAGGGCCUCACACCGAUGGGUACCAGCCUUCGUGACAAGAUUUUACGCCCUCUUGUUCUUGCCAAGGCAGAAACUGGCCAGUUGACCAAGCCAGUGCUCAUCAUCACCAUCACUGACGGUCAGCCGGCUGGAGAGCCGCAGAAUAUGGUUUUUGAUGUCAUUCGUGAAGCUGCAGACAAACUUGCACGGCUGCCUCGUUAUGGUUCUGGCGCCAUUGCGUUUGAGUUUGCACAGGUUGGAAAUGAUUUAAAGGCUCGGGAAUUCUUGGGAAAGCUUGACAAUGAGCCUGGUGUCGGCCAUCUCGUGGACUGCACAUCGAAUUUUGAAGUCGAACAAGAUGAAAUGUCUCGUGCUCAACCUCCUGUGGACUUGACACCAGAGCUUUGGUUAGCGAAGCUCCUUCUUGGCGCCGUUGACUCAUCCUAUGAUACAAAGGAUGAGGCUACCAACCGUCCGUCUGGUGCUCAGGCGUACGGAGCACCUCCCUAUGCGCAACAGCCCUACGGAGCCCCGCCACCGGGACAGUAUGGCGCACCUGGAGGUUACGGAGCGCAGCCGCCCUAUCCUCAACCUCCUCAGCAGGGAUACGGGGCCGCGCCCCAAGGUUAUGGACCACCAGGUGGACACUCGCCUCUACCAGGUGGUGGAUAUCAAGCUCCUCCGCCGCCCCCUCGCUACUAAUGGCGCAGAAGGGUGAGGCACCGGUGGGAAAGUUUGCCUUUUCGUGAACAAAAGGGAGAUUUGGGACAUAAGUUAAGCAUUAUUCUUAUUAAUAGCUUUGCAUGCUUGCAAGUACCUUGAUUUUUGAUUAUUAGCCGAAAUAAAUGAUGAAAAAAGGACA